GAAAGGGCAAAACGAAAGAACAAAACUGCCCGAGAUCCAAAAUGUUAAAUGCCUUGUCAUCCCAAAAAUACGUUUUUUGAUUCUCUGUCUAUCUCUUUCUUACAUAUAGAUUCUCUUGCUGAAAAAUCUUCUAAAGAAGCAGACUUGGACUUGUGAGCUUAGAAUCAGAGUUGAGCAGCAAUGGUAAAUGUGAAGGGAGGGACCAGACCACCAUGGGUGGGUUUAGGAGCUGCGGUUUGGGUUCAGAUUGCUUCAGGGAACGCGUACACUUUUCCCUUGUACUCUCACUCCCUCAAAACUGUUCUGGGUUUCAACCAGCGCCAGCUAACUAUGCUUGGAGUCGCUAAUGACAUAGGUGAAAACGUUGGCCUCAUUCCGGGCAUCGUUAGCAACAAGUUAGCUCCAUGGGUUGUUUUGUUGAUCGGUGGUUUGGCUUGCUUCUUUGGCUAUGGUGUUCUAUGGCUUGCUGUCAGCGGUACUGUUACGUCUAUUCCUUAUUGGUUGUUAUGGAUAGCCCUCGGUAUAGGCACCAAUAGUUCUGCCUGGUUGACUACAGCUGUGCUUGUAACCAACAUGAGAAACUUCCCUGUUAAUCGAGGCACUGUUGCCGGUAUUCUCAAAGGCUAUGGGGGGCUCAGUGGGGCUGUAUUCACAGAAAUUUAUAGUGUGCUGCUUCGGAAUUCUUCUUCUGAUCUUCUAUUGUUCCUUGCAAUUGGGGUUCCUGUCCUUUGUUUCAUUAUGAUGUAUUUCGUCAGGCCUUGCACUCCAGCUUCUGGUGAUGACUCUGCUGAACAUGGCCAUUUUCUUUUCGCCCAAAUUGCAAGUUUUGUGCUUGGCUUGUAUCUUCUGUCAACUACAAUAUUGGAUGAUAUGCUUAAUUUAAGCUCUCCAAUUUCAAAAUCUAUAGUUGUCGUAAUGGUUAUACUUAUUAUGGCCCCACUUGCAAUCCCCAUCAAAAUGACACUGUAUCCCUCUCCAGCCAGCAAAUCAGGGACACUUAAUCAAAAGGUUGGUUCCUCAGAAAGUCUGAUUCAUGCAGAAGGGAAUGCUGAUAAAGUAGAACCCCUGCUGACACCGGCUUCAUCAGCAACAAACCAAGAAUCCUCUUAUGAUGACGAUGACGAGUCUGAAGUGGCUAUGCUUCUUGCCGUGGGUGAAGGAGCAAUAAAGAGGAAGAGAAGGCCUAGAAGAGGGGACGAUUUCACAUUUACUGAAGCUAUAGUGAAGGCUGAUUUCUGGCUUUUAUUCUUUGUCUACUUUGUAGGGGUUGGUUCUGGUGUUACUGUUCUUAACAAUCUUGCUCAAAUUGGGAGUGCACAAGGUCUACCUGAUACCACGAUUCUGUUGUCUCUCUUCAGCUUUGGCAAUUUUCUGGGUCGUCUUGGUGGUGGUGUUGUGUCUGAAUACUUUGUGAGGUUGAAAACACUUCCGCGGACAGUUUGGAUGACAGUUACUCAAACAACCAUGAUCAUCAAUUACCUUUUAUUUUCUUCUGCUAUUAAGGGCACCUUGUAUCCAGCUACUGCUUUACUUGGAAUCUGCUAUGGUGUUCAAUUUUCUGUCAUGAUUCCAACCGUCUCUGAGCUUUUUGGAUUGAGAAAUUUUGGUUUAUUCUUCAAUUUCAUGUCCUUAGGCAAUCCUCUAGGUGCUCUCCUCUUUUCUGGUCUGCUAGCAGGGUAUAUAUAUGACAACGAAGCAGCAAAGCAGCACGGUCUUCAUCGGUCUGAUCCAACUGUUGCUUGCUUGGGUCCAAAUUGCUUCAGACUCACAUUUUAUGCAUUGGCUACUGUCUGUGGCAUUGGCGUCAUCAUCAGCAUUGUUUUAACCAGGAGGAUAAAGCCUGUCUACCAAAUGCUGUAUGCUGGGGGGUCCUUCAGGUUGCCCCAAAGCACAAAUGGUUAAUUUUACUUUGCGGAGUGUGAUAAUUUGAGCUUUUCGAGUCACUGCCCUAUAUGGUUACUUUGGCUUUUGUGAGUUUUGCUACCAUUUGACUCUUACCGGCUCCAUGCAUAUAAGAGUCAUCUUAAUAAAAAAACUAAUCCCUAGUUAAUUUUUGGUUAUUGUUGUUACUGUACUUAAUAGAAUAUGUUUGUGCAUCUAGGUGCCAGACCUUGCUCCUAACCCAUCAGGGUAAUUGAGCUGUAAAAUUAGUCAGAUAUAUACACAACCAAUAAUUUAUUAGGUGUUGUUGGGGAUUGUCAUCUUUAUUGAAAUUUAUAUACGAAUAUUUAUUCAUUCA
This is a messenger RNA of Humulus lupulus (European hop), 2239 nucleotides long. RefSeq names its product protein NUCLEAR FUSION DEFECTIVE 4-like. NCBI's taxonomy places the organism in Eukaryota, Viridiplantae, Streptophyta, Magnoliopsida, Rosales, Cannabaceae. The record is from RefSeq and is a predicted model, not a curated record. The transcript has 3 exons. Gene Ontology annotation, molecular function: transmembrane transporter activity. Gene Ontology annotation, cellular component: membrane. The coding region runs from base 181 to 1902 and encodes 573 amino acids. Gene Ontology annotation, biological process: transmembrane transport.